This is a messenger RNA of Aedes albopictus (Asian tiger mosquito), 777 nucleotides long. RefSeq lists its product as uncharacterized. The coding region runs from base 1 to 777 and encodes 258 amino acids. NCBI's taxonomy places the organism in Eukaryota, Metazoa, Arthropoda, Insecta, Diptera, Culicidae. The record is from RefSeq and is a predicted model, not a curated record. The transcript is spliced from 4 exons.
AUGACUUUGUUUUCUAGAGGAUAUAAGUUGUGCGGAGCCGCGCAAGUGAUCUGGGAUCCACCGCCUACGGUCAGUGACCAUCGUCUAGAACACGCGGUCACCGAUCGCCAUUGCGAAACCUCGACUGAAGUCCGCGGACCAUACCAUCGACGUUACUCCGAUCCCGGAGGUGUUCCACCGCUACUGACCACGAGCAGCAAUUUCUCCACGCCGGCCUCCCACUACCUGAGGCCGGCAAUCACGGUUUUGAACGGCACGGCACGACACGUGCGUCGCCUAAGGACUCUCGCGGAGAGCCAACCUCCUUCACCGACCACCCACCGGCCGCCCAUAGGCUGUCCGCCGGUAUCUCCACGGCCACCCGUCGACCACUUUCCGGCUGCCCAUCGGCUGCCUGCUAGUAUCUCUAAGGCUGCCCGCGGCCACCCACCGGCUGCCCAUAGGCUGUCCGCCGGUAUCUCAACGGCCGCACGCCGGCCACCCACCGGCCUCCCAUCGGCUGCCCGCCGGCCACCCACCGGCCGCCCGCCGGCCACCCACCGGCCGCCCGUCGGCCACCCACCAGCUGCCAAUCGGCUGCCCGCCGGCCCCUCACCGGCCGCCCGUCGGCCAACCACUGGACGUCCGGCAAUCGAGCCUGCUGCCACACCGCCAUCACCACCUGCCCGGAAUCCAUCGCCCAUCUUCUCAGGAUCUGCCAAUAAACAAUAUAUCCAGUUACGCCCUGGGACCCGGGACAAAAGAGGCCUUCUGUGCCCACCCCGGAAGCUGCCGUAG